Molecule: messenger RNA, 3879 nt
Organism: Paramisgurnus dabryanus
Lineage: Eukaryota; Metazoa; Chordata; Actinopteri; Cypriniformes; Cobitidae
Gene: dnaaf11
Product: dynein axonemal assembly factor 11
Biological process (GO): outer dynein arm assembly
Cellular component (GO): cytoplasm
Molecular function (GO): protein binding
Source: RefSeq, a predicted model, not a curated record
CAAUUUAAAACCUGUCUUUUCUUUGAAUUCUUCUGUUUUUUUCUAGUCGGAUAUCACGUUAAUUGCACAGACAUAUUAUCAUAUAAUAAUAAACACAUAAUAUAUAAAAGUGACAGGUUUUUGAACAAGUUUGGUUUGUAUAAACUUGCACAGCAUUAUUUUGUUUGGCAAUUUUUUUUAUCCAUAAGAAAAAAUUUAUGGCCUCAAUUCCUACUUUUUCACAUUUCCUGAUUGAGGUUGACACACUGCUCACAUCUUUUUGUGUGACUAACAAUAAAAAAUGUGUUAGGUUUUUGGAUAUAUAUAAAAAAUAUAUUUCUAUUGACUCCAACUUAACUUAGAUAGCUUUCCUUCAUUUCUUUUAUAUUUUUAUUGUUAUUACAGUAUUUUUUUCCUUGAGCUACAUACCCCUUUAUUGUGUUUUUUUUAUUUUUCCUUUUUUUCUCUGACUUCUAUCUUCUUUUAUUUGAUAAUGUUCUCAUGAAGGUGAUUGUAUAUUUCAUCUAAUUGCUUGAAUAAAUAAUAAAAUAAAUAAAUAAACUUGCACACUUGAUACAAACACGCCACCUACCUGUGGCUAAGCGUGUUAGCGUCUGAUAACCGCUGGGUGGCAGAGUUGCUCUUUUGACAACAAGGCUAAGGCUUUCUUUACUGAUACAUAAUUACUACAAACUACUUGUUUCCUUUACACAUUUGUUUGCAUUAUACUGUUUUUUAAAUUACCAUUUCUAUGUGUACUAUGUGUAUUAAAUAAAAUUUGCCGAAUUGUAGUAUUGUUCACUUGUUGUCCUUGUUGCUCUGCUGGAAUGUUUCCACGGCAACGCAAACUCACAAAACCAUUCCGCGUGCAACGUCAAAUACACAAGCACGAGCCCGUCAUGGUCCGCAUCAGUGAGGAUCUGAUCCGCCGCAGAGCGGAGCACAAUAAUGGUGAGAUCUUUUCCCUCGAGGAGGUUUCUCUCCAUCAGCAGGACAUUGAGAGGAUCGAGCACAUCCACAACUGGUGCAGAGACCUCAGAAUUCUCUACUUACAAAACAACCUGAUCCCUAAAAUAGAAAAUGUGGGCAAACUAAAGAAGCUGGAGUAUUUAAAUUUGGCACUGAACAACAUUGAAGUCAUUGAGAAUUUAGAAGGCUGUGAGAGCUUACAGAAACUGGACCUUACGGUGAAUUUUGUGGGUAGGCUGAGCAGUGUGGAGUCACUAAAACAAAACGUUCAUCUAAGAGAGCUCUACCUUGUGGGAAACCCCAGUACUGAAUUCCAGGGAUACAGACAGUAUGUAAUAGCUUGUCUUCCUCAACUACAGUGGCUUGAUGGGAAAGCAAUCGGACGAGCUGAGCGUAUCCAGGCUCUACAGGAACUGGAUGCAAUGAGAAAGCAAAUCUUAGAGCAGGAAGCGGAGCACUUCGAGAAGAGAGAGAAACAGAAAAAGAGUGGGUUAAGAGAGACCACACCCACAGAAGAACAGGGGCAAAUACAGAACCAUAGUCAAAAUAACCAGUUGGUCAAUGAAAACCAAAAUGAAAUGACACACCAGAAUCAGGAAUCAAGCUUCAAGUCUCACACAGAUGCAGAGGACCAGGAUAGGGAAUUCUGGGAAAAGCCAUGCGCAGUUACACCAGAGUCCAGAAUAGAGGCCCAUCGCCAUCUGGAGGAAAAGAGAAGAACGAAGGAGAAAGAGAGAGAAAGUCAUGAAGCCAAAACCCCCAGAUCUCUGAUCACUGCAGAUGGACGAGUGCUGAACGUCAACGAACCCAAGUUGGACUUCAGUCUUACGGACGAUGAGGACAACAACUGCAUGCUAUUGGACUUGCAUGUUUACAGGCAUAUGGACACUUCACUGCUGGAUGUAGAUGUUCAGCCAACAUAUGUGAGAGUGACCGUUAAAGGAAAGGUGUUCCAGCUGGUUUUGCCUGCAGAAGUUAAACCUGACAGCAGCUCAGCCCGAAGAUCCCAAACCACCGGCCACCUGCUUCUCACACUACCCCUGGCACAUGGAGAGAUAAAACCCAAAAAACACAUUGCCAGACCAGCCAGCACUACUCAUGAAAGAAAAACUGAGAAAGGCGAGACAAGGACAUCAUGUGGGCGUGAAUUAUUGGAGGUGGAUCCCAGUAAAAGUCUGGCUGGGAAUCUGGCCAACAUCGUUUCCAAAGAAAAGGACUUUUCCCACACACCCAUGCAGUUCUCAACGGCACACCAGCAUUGUGGCUUUGAAGAAAGGCCCGUGUCAAAAGACUUUGUGGAUGAUCCAGACGUCCCUCCGCUUAUGUGAGAGGGAGAGAGAGAAAGAGAGAGAAAUUAUGCUGUGAUAUGACACAGCAAGAGAGCAUAAGUGAUAAUCACACCCUCUGCUGAGCUUGUGGAAGUGUGUGAUGAAACACUGCGAGAUAUAUUUAGCUCUCAUCAUUAGACAUAUAGUCAAGUAGAUGAGUAAAUGUCAGUCUCAUUACAGCUUACUGAAUAUUUCAGUCAUAAAGUUCCUUCAGACAGACACAGAUAUUUUGUUGAAAGUUUUAGCUCUCCGAAAUAAAGUAAGGCCUGCCUGUGAUGUUUCUCUUCUCACUGCCUUUUUGUAUUUCUCAUAUUUUGUGUUUCACAGUAUGUGUUUUUGUAAAUAAAGCAUGCAUAGUCAACUUAAACUUUAAUUAUUUGACUCAUUAUAAAUUUAUACUCGAGCUUACAGUUUAUGGUGCCCAUGGCCAUAACCUGGUGUUGCUAGUACCAGCUCAGAGAAGUAAAGACCAGCAAAAGGCUCAUAAUUUCACCAGAUCAUGUUUCAUGCUAAAUGUACUUAUGGCUUGUGUGAGUGUUUGUGUGAGAUACAAAAUGUCAUUAACCUGAUAUGAAAACAGUGGAAGUCUAUGAUAUCCUCACUAAUGUAGUAAAACGUGUGUGUGUGCAUGCAAAAGAGGUCAGACAUAGGCAGAACUGCCAACAGAUGAGAUCACGCCACUGCAGUAUUUCUGUUUUCUGUAGCAAGCCGAUAAACUUUGCACUCCUUUCAGUUCAAACACAACAAAGGUCAAGAGUACGCACACAUUUUUGGAGCUCACACUCAUUCUUUAGUGUUGAAGGCUGUGUUCUUUCCUCUGCUGUUUUAUGUGUGUGUGCAGGUGAAUUAUCGGGAUGCGCAGAUGGGGUUUGGUGGUUUCAUUUCCCCUUUAUUAAAAACUCCUGUCAGCAGAUGAGUAAUUUACAGUAUUUUGUUGCCGACAUUAUAACACCCCUGUGCUACGGUGGACUAAAUCUUAUAAAAGCUAUUUCGGAGAUGCUUUGGAGAAUGCAGGAAACACAUUAGUAAACACAUCAGAGAGCAUUGUUUAUAAAUACAUUUAAUAACUGUAAACUACACCGAUUCUAAAUAAACAUUAAAUGAGGGCAAAUUUAGGGAUCACUACAAACCCAUUUUAUGUUGCUGAAAAGGAAUUUGUACCAAACUUUACUUUUUAGUUUAUAUUAUAUUAACAAUUGAGGAGCUCAGAUGCAAAAUCCGCUAAACGUCAUGGAUGAACGAUGGUAGAUCAUAUUCAAACUUGGGUCCCUUGUGAGUACUUAGACCUGAAUACAACCCGAAUAUGGCACUGACCUGAAUCACAGCUCCCCUUUAUGUGUGUUUCUUCAGUUCAUCAUUUGCAAUGUUCCUGGUUGCAUUUUUUUUUACUAUUCCCUAUUCAUUUUGGUCAAUUGGAUCACAAGUUGAUGAGAGAGAUGCAUGUUUGUUUACACCUGAUUUUUAAUUCAUCUCUUUUGCCCACUUUCGACCACUUCUGAUUACUCCGAGGGGUCUAUGGGCAAGUCCCUCUGCUUUCUUAAAGCAUGAGCAGGAGAAAUGACGGGUUUUAAUAGACCCGCACUAAUAUUAGGUCAGAGUCCGC